This is a messenger RNA of Gaeumannomyces tritici R3-111a-1, 2278 nucleotides long. RefSeq names its product GDP-mannose transporter. The record is from RefSeq and is a predicted model, not a curated record. The transcript is spliced from 4 exons. NCBI's taxonomy places the organism in Eukaryota, Fungi, Ascomycota, Sordariomycetes, Magnaporthales, Magnaporthaceae. The coding region runs from base 363 to 1544 and encodes 393 amino acids. Gene Ontology annotation, molecular function: antiporter activity; GDP-mannose transmembrane transporter activity. Gene Ontology annotation, cellular component: Golgi apparatus.
CAAUUUGCCAGGUUUUAAUCUUGCGCCUGAGUCCGCCCUCGGUUUUUUUCAUGCUCUCAACUGCCUUGUCCUCGACGCGUCCGUCCGCAGCACGAAGCUGACCGCUGGAGAUCUUAAUCAAUCCCGCCCUCCUUCCCCGGGACUUCCAUUCUUCAUCCGCGCGCAUUCGACGGCCGUGGCCUUUUCAAGCAUCGCCGCGCCGCAACCCCAAAACAGCGGACCCUCCUGUCCAGCUAGCCACAAGCAGCGCACCGCCUUGGCUGACCCCCUUUCAAACCUGUCCCUUUGCAUCUCUGUCCUUCGACGAGGACACCAUAAUCUCUCCAGCGCCUGCGCUUUAACACGUCAAACAGUCGUCCAAGAUGUCGGACAAGAAGAACGAGGACUUCGUCGUCAAUAUGCCUGCUCAGAGCAGCGUCGAGAAGGAGCCUUUCCUGGCAAGGUCGCCCAUCUCGAACCGGGCACGCUCCAGCGGGGGCGGCGCUGGCGGCGCCUUGGGACUGUCGAAGAUCGAUAAUAGCCCGGGUGUCUCCAUUCUGGCCUACUGCCUCUCCUCCAUCAGCAUGACGGUGGUGAACAAAUAUGUCGUUUCAGGCUCUUCGUGGAACCUGAACUUCUUCUACCUCGCUGUGCAGGCUAUUGUAUGUAUCGCGGCUAUCAUGGUCUGCAAGCAAGCAGGGCUCAUCACAAACCUGGCCCCCUAUGACCAGACCAAGGCAAAGAGAUGGUUCCCCAUCUCGAUUCUCCUCGUAGGCAUGAUCUACACGAGCACCAAGGCUCUCCAGUUCCUCUCGGUUCCGGUCUACACCAUCUUUAAGAACCUCACCAUCAUUGCCAUUGCGUACGGAGAGGUUCUCUGGUUUGGCGGCCGUGUCACCCCUCUCGCGCUGCUCUCCUUCGGUCUCAUCGUCCUCAGCUCCGUUGUCGCUGCCUGGGCCGAUAUCCAGAGCGCCAUUUCUGGCGCCCCGCAUCCGGGACAUGCCUCUGCUGCCAUUUCCACCCUCAAUGCGGGCUACGCAUGGAUGGGCAUGAACGUUUUCUGCAGCGCCGCCUACCUCCUGACCAUGCGCAAGGUCAUCCACAAGAUGAACUUCAAGGACUGGGACUCCAUGUUCUACAACAACCUCCUUACCAUUCCCGUCCUCGUCGUCUGCUCACUGAUUGCUGAGGACUGGUCUGGCGCCAACCUGGCCAGGAACUUUCCCAUCGAGACCCGCAACACGCUCUUCAUCGGCAUGAUCUACUCGGGCCUCGCCGCCAUCUUCAUCUCGUACUGUUCGGCGUGGUGUAUCCGUGUGACGACCUCAACGACUUACUCCAUGGUUGGCGCCCUCAACAAGCUGCCCAUCGCCAUCAGCGGUCUCGUCUUCUUCGAUGCCCCCGUCACCUUCGGCUCCGUCUCGGCCAUUGUGCUUGGUUUCAUCAGCGGUAUCGUCUACGCCUGGGCCAAGGCUCGUCAGUCCCAGCAGGCAAAGAGCGCUCUGCCGACCCAGCAGCCUGUUAUGAGCGCCAGUGCCCAGAGCAACAAGGAUGCGAACUCUUAAGAGGCCACAAUCUCUCGGCAGAGUGUCGGGAUUAUCCGCCUGGUAUCCGGCGUCGUCUCUUGCACGGGUGCGUUGGAGGGAGAAGUACCAGCACUGUUCGCUUGGUUUCCUCCCUCUUUACUCAUGCACCCUCAGCAGAAGCUAGAUCCGAUGCUGCGUUGGGUAUUAUUCCUUUUGUCCGUCCUGCACUUCGCAUUGUCUUCAUUUCCCCCUUCAUGUACAUCCGUUUUUGUUCCCCUCUGGCCUUUUAAUCACAUUUUUUUUUUGGCAUAGACUUGACUGGCAUGCAUUUGGUUGGCUUGCGGCUGCGGUUGGACGGAAUCACUUGGGAUGGAUGGCCUGGCGGUUCUGGUCAAAACCAACUGCUGGACAAGCCGGCUAGGUUUAUGGUAUUGUCCAGAUUUGUUCAACGAAGGAGGGAGAAACAGCAUACCAAGAAGAAACUAAAACAGCAGAGCGAAGACACGAGCAACUGAUUUGGCGUUUUUGGGGCGAUGGGAUCGAUCUGGGGGUGUUGUUUUUCUGGUUAGGUCUGCAGCUAGACGAUGCACCUAAGUAAGCUACGAGAUGAUGAGGUCCAAGUACAGAUAGUCGAGCAGUCAACUGCCGAGGUCACCGCCUAUAGAAGAAACAUAAUUUUCCGACAUGUAAAAAGGUCUGCAGUUGCAUUUACAGCAUCCUGUAGGUUGUUCUAUGGUCAGGCGGCUGGGGCUGCUGGCGAACCCCACAUGCUU